UCGAGCAUAUAUAAAUGAGCGUUCGAAGCCCUAAAUUGGCCGUGUCUUCCCUCUCGCGCUCGCGGCCUUGGUACGGUUCCGGUGUCGUCGGUAUUCUUCCCUCCUCCCCUCGUCCUUCGGAUCCUUUCCACCGGCGAUUCCCCUCGGUGUCACGAUCCCUCCUAGCUGAGGCAUUUGCCUUGAAUUCUCUCUCGUUUCGGAGAUCUCGCCUAUACCUUGAUCCACGGGCUUCCCCACCCGAGUCCGAGGAGUAACAUGUUUAGAGAACGAAAUGUCUCAAUCCUGGGCAGAUAAUGUCAAGUCUUCAUCUGGAUCCACUUCGCAGUCCAGUCCCCACCUUGUGUUUCCACAUGUUUCGCAUACCAAUUUGAAGCACAGAAAUGUUUUUCAGUUGUUAGCAUGGAGGGAGAUAUCUCCUCGGUCUAAGCAUAAGAAACAGCUUUGGAAAGAAGGCUCAAACUGGAGUGCUGAUUAUGUUGCACUAAGAUGUGAAAAAUUGGAUGCUAGAAAUGCUUUGGCUUCUUGGGUAGAAGCAGAGUCUUUGCGUCAUUUAUCUGCUAAAUAUUCUCCUCUUGUGCCUCCUCCAAGGUCCACAAUUGCAGCAGCAUUUAGUUCUGAUGGAAAUACAAUUGCUUCCACACAUGGUGACCACACUGUCAAGAUAAUUGACUGCCAAACAGGGAACUGUUUAAAGGUGUUAAGUGGUCAUCGACGGACACCUUGGGUGGUUAGGUUCCAUCCAUUACACCCAGAAAAACUUGCAAGCGGUAGCUUGGAUCAUGAAGUUCGAUUAUGGGACACAGAGACAGCAGAUUGUAUAGGGUCACAUGAUUUUUAUCGUCCUAUCGCCUCUAUUGCUUUUCAUGCCCAAGGAGAACUUCUUGCUGUAGCUUCUGGCCAUAAGCUGUACAUAUGGAACUACAACAAGAGAGAAGAGGCUUCUUCUCCUACUGUUGUUCUAAAGACUCGGCGCUCCUUAAGGGCUGUACAUUUUCAUCCUCAUGGUGCUCCAUUUCUGUUAACAGCUGAGGUUAAUGAUCUAGAUUCUCCAGAUUCACCUUUGACUCUUGCAACAUCAUCGAGUUAUUUACACUAUCCUCCGCCUACAGUUCUUUUUGCUAAUUUAAAUUCUGAUCUCCGUCAGCAUCAGAUGGAUAAGUUGCCCCUUAUGCCUUCUCCUUACUUCUUUUGGCCAACAUUUGUAAAUGAUGAUGGAAGGAGGACUUUGCAGCAUGCUGGUGGGACAAGCAGCUCAGCCAGUGGACAGCCAAAAGCAGACUCUUCUAUGUUGUCUAGUCAGAGACAAAUACCAGAUGCUGCUAACCAGUAUGAUAAUUUGGUGGCCCCCAUGGAUAUAUCUCCUGGAGAACCAUCUGACAUGAAUUUUAUGACCGAUAAUAGAGUUUCUACGAUGACUGGAAUAGAUAAGGCAUCGGAAAGUGCGGAAACCAAUGAAGGACAAUCGACACCAGAGUUUCAGGCAAGAAGCUCUACUGGGAUUUCUGAGAGGUUGGAUGCUUCUGGUAAUGUGUCAUUGACUACGUCUGCUCAGAUUCGUGAGAGGUCAGAUGCUUCUGGUAAUGUCUCAUCGACUACACCUCAGGAAAGUGGAAUGGUUGAAAGAGAACCGAUUGGGUUAGGUAUAGCUGUUCCACCUAUUAUUUCCACAAGCGUCUCCAGCGAUGGUAAUCCCAUAUUAAUCCCUUUCCAUGAUCCUCCAUGCUGGGAGCUGCCUCACCUGCAGGGCUGGUUAAUGGGUCAAACUCAUUCCAGCUUGCACACAAGAUCUGUUAAUGGUGGCUUAGAAGGAAAUUCAGGCAUGAUUCGUCAAAUAGGAUCCAAUUCCUUGACCUCUGAAUUACAAUAUAGCCAUAAUGCAGAACGUUUAGUGGCUUCCUCGAUGGCAAACCUAGUUGGCCAUUCUAGGGUGACUGCAAGAUCUGGUUCUCGUCAUCGUUCAAAUUCACGUUUACUGGCUUCGACAGGUGUCAGCCAAGUUUCUUUGUCUCAUAAUUCCCAGACCGAUGAUGCUGAGCCUCGUCGUGGUCCAAGUGGUAUUGGAUCCGAGGUUCCAACAUCAUUGGCUGCAGCAGCAGCUGUUGAAUUACCUUGUACUGUGAAACUAAGGAUAUGGCCGUAUGAUAUACAAGAUCCAUGUGCUCCUUUGGAACUAGAGACAUGCCGUUUAACUAUACCUCAUGCAGUUCUUUGCAGUGAAAUGGGCACUCAUUUUUCUCCUUGUGGGCGAUUUUUGGUUGCUUGUGUUGCAUGCUUGCUUCCUCACGUGGAAGGUGACCCUGGAACACAGUCACAAAUGCAACAUGAUGCUUCAGGGGCUGCAACAUCACCAACGCAACACCCAAUUUCGGCUCAGCAAGUUAUGUAUGAGCUUCGCAUCUACUCUCUUGAAGAAGCAACCUUUGGUAUGGUGCUUUCUUCAAGAGCAAUAAGAGCUGCACACUGCCUAACUUCUAUUCAGUUCUCACCUACUUCAGAACAUAUACUAUUAGCAUAUGGUCGGCGUCAUAAUUCACUUCUUAGGAGCAUUGUUGCGGAUGGGGAGACUGCAAUACCUAUCUAUACAAUCUUAGAGGUCUAUCGAGUUUCAGAUAUGGAGCUUGUGAGAGUUCUUCCUAGCAUGGAGGACGAGGUGAAUGUUGCAUGCUUUCAUCCAUCUGUUGGUGGUGGUCUAGUUUAUGGAACUAAGGAAGGCAAACUUAGAAUUCUCCAAUAUGAUGGUUCAGAUGGCACAAGUUGCAUGGGACCAAAUACUUUUAUCGAGGAAAAUAUGCUUGAGAGUAGGUUAGAGGACGGGCUUUAGUACAAUGGUAAAGUUUUUCCUUAAACCUGGGAGACCAAGGCUUGAGUCUCGGAAAUAACCCUUCUGUAUUUAGAGUGAAGGCUGCAUAUAUUGAUCCUCCCCGACUCUCUAUUUGUGGGAGUCUCAUGCACUCUUUACAUGCUAGAGGAAGUUCAGCUGGUAUCUUCUUUGAGAAACUCAAACACAGAUGUAUCAAAAUCAAGUAAUCGACAGGGCUUUUAGGCUUUGGACUGGUGCCACUUGGAAAUGACAUGUAGCCUCUUGAAUGCAUACAAGAUAACUGAAUGGUCAAUGGUGCCUUACUCUAGGCUAAUAUGGAAGGAAGCCUUGUACUAAGAUUGGUAAAAUUUCUGGAGAACAUAGUUCAAUAAUCAAACAUGUAUCUCAAUUGAGACAUCUUUAUGCUGAAAAAAAUCAACUUGGACAUUCCUAACCAGACACAGUAUGAAUUGCAACAUUGUAUUUGGCCAUUAAAAUUUUUCUUCAGGGUAAUGCAGUACAUGGGCAUGCAUAUGACAUUUCUCUUUUUCA
Messenger RNA from Musa acuminata subsp. malaccensis (wild Malaysian banana), 3352 nucleotides. The record is from RefSeq and is a predicted model, not a curated record. Lineage: Eukaryota; Viridiplantae; Streptophyta; Magnoliopsida; Zingiberales; Musaceae.